Messenger RNA from Solanum dulcamara, 1444 nucleotides. RefSeq lists its product as uncharacterized. The record is from RefSeq and is a predicted model, not a curated record. NCBI's taxonomy places the organism in Eukaryota, Viridiplantae, Streptophyta, Magnoliopsida, Solanales, Solanaceae. The transcript is spliced from 2 exons. The coding region runs from base 171 to 1040 and encodes 289 amino acids.
GGCAGUAAGCUAAGUUGCGAUGACCACCUCACGUGCCAGUCCUCAAGUGAAGCCGUGAAGCAUCUAAAUAACCAAUCGAUGCUCUGCCUUUUCCACAAAAGCCUCUCGAAAUUGCCUGAACCUGUUUCGAUGCUGCCUGAACCUGAACUAGGAUUAUCCGGCGCUUUUUCAUGGAUUCUCUCUUAAUAAACUCCCCUUAUACAGCCCUGGGUCCUUCUAACAUUCUUAACUCUAACAUCACUUCUUUCAAUCUUUCUUCUUUUUGGUUUUUCAGAUUCAAAAGACCCAAGAAAUUGAAAACAUCUUCAGUAACUGUUUCAUACUUGAAUCCCCCAAAUCCCAAUCCGGAAUGGAAAAAUCAGAGCUCAUACUUAAAACCCUUUUCGCUACUGCUUCCAAUUUUCAAGAAAAUCAAAAACUUUGCAGCAAAAGCCUCAAAGAACAAAUGGGGCUCUGUUUUUAAAGGUUGUAAUGGCCAUGAGAAUGUUCCUGAGGAACUUAGCGGGAAUUUGUUGCAAAAUGGAAGCUUUGGUAUGGCUCUUUUGAGUAUAACUGCAACAGCAAAGGUGAAGAUAAGUCCAAUUGUAGCUACAUUAGCUGCUAACCCAACGUUUGUUUCGGGGUUUAUAGCUUGGUUCAUGGCACAGUCAAUGAAGGUCUUUUUGAAUUUCUGUGUGGAGAGAAAAUGGGACUUUAGGAUUAUGUUUGCUUCUGGAGGGAUGCCUUCUUCCCAUUCAGCCUUGUGCACGGCAUUGACCACCUCAGUUGCUAUUUGUCAUGGAGUUGCAGAUUCAUUGUUUCCCGUUUGUUUGGGAUUCACUUUAAUUGUCAUGUAUGAUGCUAUUGGAGUCAGACGGCAUGCUGGGAUGCAAGCAGAGGUUCUCAAUCUGAUCGUUGAAGACUUAUUCCAAGGGCAUCCCAUCAGUCAAAGAAAGCUAAAAGAACUUCUUGGCCACACCCCAUCCCAGGUUUUUGCUGGGGCUUUGCUGGGUAUUAUGGUUGCUUGGAUGUGUAGUCAGGGUUGUUUAAUUGCAAUCUGACCAGCUUCAACAGGUAUACUUGCCAAUAACUAGGAGUUGUCCAUUACUACUGUACAAGAAGCACUGGCUUUUUGUAUGAACAGUUGAUACCUUAUAUUCAUUCCUUAGUAAAAGGAGAAAAUGUUCUGCAGCCAAUUUAAUUUGUUAGCCUUCUGAAUUUGUACUCUAGUGUAUGUUCAAGCUUUUAGGAUUUAGUAAUCUGCUUUUGAUUUUGUCCAUGGCAUAGUACUUGAUUUUCUCAGGUUAGAAAACUGUAUCAUUGUGGAGAGUAGUAUCGUACUCUCCACCGAAUCAGAGUUCAAGACUCGUGGUUUUAUUUUCAGUUUGCUUUCAUCUGUAUUCCUUUUUGUAACCGUAUCUAUCUGACUUUGAAGUACAUGAUGAUGAAGAGUGAUUUGCAGUGA